This is a messenger RNA of Entrophospora candida, 1215 nucleotides long. Lineage: Eukaryota; Fungi; Glomeromycota; Glomeromycetes; Entrophosporales; Entrophosporaceae. The record is from the annotation of a GenBank genome assembly.
AUUAUGUGUUCUAAUAACAACACACCUGAUGAUGUAUUGAUAACUGAUGAUGAAGUAAAUUAUUCUAGCAUUAGUGAUGAGGAAGAUAAUGUUUCAAUUCGUGAAAUGCACCAACUGGAUGAGGAAUAUAAUGUAGGGGAACAUACAUUACAGAAAAAUGAUGAAUCAAUAUCACUGGAAAGUUUUAAGUACAGUCUUGCAACAACCUAUAAAGUGGUUUCUCUGUUUGACAGACAAUUUCCAUAUACAAAAGAACUUUUUGACCAAUUUCCUCAUCAGAUGAAAAUAUUUGAAAAAAAAUGGAAAGAAAUUGAAAUGAAUAUUCAGAAGGCAAUUGAAGAAAGUUGGGAAAUGUGUAAAACAAAGAAAUUAGUGGAAAAAUACAAUAAAAUAAUUACAAAAAAUUUAGAUGAAUCAACAAGUGUUGAUUGUGAAUCACUCAUCACAACAUUCAGUGAAAAGCCUUAUGAGAAUUUUAGCUACAAGAAUGAUAUUGAAUUAGUCUGGUGUCAGAGGAUUUUUACAGAUUUAACUCUACAAUUUCUAAGUAAUAGAGGUGCUUUGUUGAACAAUGAAACUUCUGAACUUUGCUAUCGUUCUGAGAUUGUAAAUCCUUUACUUUCAGGAGUAUUUAAAACAACUGAACACUCUAUAUGGCUUGAAACCGGAGAAAUUGAAAAUGAAAUACAAAAACUGCAGCUAAAUGACGCUAAAAAAGAUACAGAUCGAUCCAAAAUAGGAAUGAAACAUGAUGGUGUAAUCAAUAUGAUAAUUCAUGGAAGAAAGUGUCAAGUUGGAUUUCUUGAGGUAGUAGGUAAUUCCUUUGACAAAGAUAUAACUAAUAGAAAUAUUGACUUGAAGAAAUUAUAUAAAGCUAUGGCAUUAUCAUUAUGGGAUCAAUGUGCACAUCUAUAUGAAGAGAAUUUGGUGAAAAAAUUACAAGCUUUUGCAAUAUUAGUUCAUGGAAGAGUUUUUAACUUCUUAAGCAUGCAUUGUAUUAACAAUAAAUUUGUGGUUAAAAAUUGUGAUGACUUUAUAUUGCCAACUACAAGCGAAUGUCUAUCAAGAAUACCAAAAAUAAUAGAAGCAAUCAUAAAGUUUAAGAUAAGAGUUAUGAAAUAUCAACGGGAACAUAAGAGUAUCUCUUAUAAAAUUGUUCGGUCACCAAUUGAUAGCCCACCUGAUGUAUCACCACCAUCAAAAAAAAGGAAAUGA